Molecule: messenger RNA, 3491 nt
Organism: Oncorhynchus nerka (sockeye salmon)
Lineage: Eukaryota; Metazoa; Chordata; Actinopteri; Salmoniformes; Salmonidae
Gene: snx1a
Product: sorting nexin 1a
Exons: 15
Coding region: 63-2378 (771 amino acids)
Biological process (GO): intracellular protein transport; early endosome to Golgi transport
Cellular component (GO): endosome; endosome membrane
Molecular function (GO): phosphatidylinositol binding
Source: RefSeq, a predicted model, not a curated record
UUUUUUCUGCCUCCCCUCAGUCUCAAAAGUUUUAUAUGAUGCUGUCUGUCUGUUUGCGUUGAAUGAAGAUGGCGACCAGUUCAGAGCGUAGUCCCCCUCCCUUUCCCGAGGACCUGGAACCGGAGCCUGACGAAGUUGGAGACCAAGACAGUGAUGACGGAGAAGACAUUUUUCUUGGCACAGAUAACCCAUUGGAGAUAAAGAUGGACCCUUCGCUGUCUGCAAGUGACAUCGCAAGUUCAACCAAACCACUGAGUGAAGCAUCUAGUCCUCCAGUGAUGGACCUCCUUAGUGAACCAGCAAGCCAGGCAUCUAGUGCGCCAAUGGUGGACCUCCUUAUGGAACCAGCAAGCGAGGGAUCUAGUGCUCCAAUGGUGGACAUCCUUAGUGAACCAGCAAGCGAGGCAUCUAGUGCGCCAAUGGUGGACCUCCUUAUGGAACCAGCAAGCGAGGGAUCUAGUGCUCCAAUGGUGGACCUCCUUAUGGAACCAGCAAGCGAGGCAUCUAGUGCUCCAAUGGUGGACCUCCUUAUGGAACCAGCAAGCGAGGCAUCUAGUGCUCCAAUGAUGAAUCUCCUUAUGGAACCAGCAAGUGACGACUUAAAGGAGCCUCCCAAACCUGACAUUGACCCAUUGGCUGACAUUAUCAACGACACUCCACUCAGUGAAGUCAAAACAACAGUUGCUGCAAUGCCCCAGGAGCCACCGAGCGACCUCUUUGACGAUGAGCCUAGCGAACUUUUCGCUGAACCACAACAAAGUAACACCGCCAAGCAACAACAAACUAGCAUCUUUGACGAACCUGAUGAGGACCUCUUCAGCGAACCGCUGGGUGAGGCCUCGAAGAAACCCCAGAAUGAUUUCUUCAAAGGAGCACUUGCACCAGUGGCCAAAGCUAGCAAUGUCUGCGGUCCUCUGAGUGACAACUACAAUGAGCACCCCACUGAUAUAUUCACUGAGGAGGCUGUCACUACUCUCCCUAGUGCAGUCAGUACUGUUUCCGUCAACUCCAAGACCAACGGAGUCCACUCUGAUGAGGAGGAACCUGAUAUAUUUGCAGAAGCCACCGUAGAGCUGUCUCUGGACAGCCCUAGGAAUGACAGAAAAAAGAAAGAGGCAGCCAAGCCCUCUGCGUCUGCCCCUGCUCCCUCAGUCUCAGCAAGUGCUUCCAAACCGCAACCCAAGACCCUGGAGGAGGUACAGUACAUUACAUUGGAAGAGGAGGUUGAGGAUAAAUUUGAGCUGAAUAUCUCAAUAACCAAUCCAGAGAAAGUUGGGGAUGGCAUGAACGCUUACAUGGCCUACAAAGUCUCCACACAGACCACGCUGCCCAUGUUCCGCAGUAAGAUGUUCACAGUGCGCCGGCGUUUCAGUGACUUCUUAGGCCUUUACGAGAAGCUCUCAGAUAAACACACACUGAACGGCUACAUUGUGCCCCCGCCGCCUGAGAAGAGCAUUAUGGGCAUGACUAAAGUCAAAGUGGGAAAAGAGGACAACUCGUCGGCUGAGUUUGUGGAGAGGAGGAGGGCGGCUCUGGAGAGGUAUCUGCAGAGAGUGGUGUUCCACCCAUCACUGCUACAAGACCCUGACGUCAGAGAAUUCUUGGAGAGGGACGAUAUGCCCAGGGCUCACAACACCCAGGCUCUGAGCGGCGCCGGCUUCCUGAAGAUGAUCAACAGGGCUACAGACUCCCUCAGCAAGAUGACCAUCAAAAUGAAUGAGUCGGACGUGUGGUUCGAGGAGAAACUGCAGGAAGUGGAGGCUGAGGACCAGCAGCUGAGGAAGCUCCACAUCAUGGUGGACUCUCUGGUUGGACACAGGAAAGAGUUGUCGGUAAACACGGGUGGCUUUGCCAAGAGCGUGGCGAUGCUAGGCAGCUCAGAGGACAACACGGCCCUGUCCAGAGCCCUCUCCCAGCUGGCCGAGGUGGAGGACAAGAUGGAGCAGCUGCAUCAAGAGCAGGCAGCCAGCGACUCGUUCUGCUUCGCCGAGCUGCUCGCCGACUACAUCCGCCUGCUGGGAUCUGUCCGGGCCUCCUUUGACCAGCGGAUGAAGACGUGGCAGCGCUGGCAGGAUGCUCAGAACAUGCUGCAGAAAAAGAGGGAGACAGAGGCCAAGCUGCUGUGGGCCAACAAACCUGACAAGCUGCAGCAGGCCAAGGAUGACAUCACUGAGUGGGAGGCUAAGGUGACUCAGUAUGAGAGAGACUUUGACAGAGUGUCAGCUACAGUUCGCAAGGAGGUGCUCAGGUUUGAGAAAGAGAAGGCCCGCGAUUUCAAGAAACAGAUCAUCAAAUACCUGGAGUCUCUGCUACAGUCGCAGCAACAGCUGAUAAAGUACUGGGAGGCAUUCUUGCCAGAGGCAAAAGCAAUUGCGUGAUGGAGUCCGCCAGCCAAUGGAAAGAAAGAAGAAGAGGAGGCGGCCUUUUUUUAUACACUUUACCUCUCGCCUAUAAACCAAGAAAAUAACCAGAGAGUGCGCUGCAAAGGGAAAUUUGAUUCGUUUUUUAAAAUCAUCCUAAACCUAUAGCGCUUCAUUCUAACUGUUGUAUUAAUAAUUGUAUAUUUUCAUUUAACCUUCCACAUAUAUUUUCUAAAUGGUGAAAACAAACUUUAGCUCUUUUGUGAUGGUAUGGAUGUGGGUGAGGGCUGGGUGUCCAACUUGCGUAUGCAAUGUUAAUGAUUCCAUUAGUUCCCACUUCAGAACAGGAGAAAUCAUUGUUCUCAGUGCAACAUCCUUAUAUUAACAAUAGGAGAUUUUUUACACAUUAGCAUUGUUAAUAAUUCACAACAGAGUGCCCAUCACACACAUGACACACGAGGCAGCGUUUCUGGGACUUUCAAGGGGAUCUAGUUUAAUUAAAUACCCAAUUCCAAAUCAAACACCAGCACCCUACUCUCCCCAUGCACUUCUUAAGAAUCAAGAUAAAGGAUUGGGUAUAAGUAAGCAAUAAUAACACAGAACAUCCACCUAGUCUUCCAAAAGGCUUGGCGUUGUUGCUAUUGUGGCUGGGGGUCCAUUUUGAAUUGAGUCAAAGACACAUGUGGAUCCACAUUCAGCCUGUAUAAUUUGGGAGGAUCUUGAGAUGUUUAAAUUUCUACAUUUUGAGUCAAACUUUUUUUUGUUAUUAUUAUACAUGAUCGGUUCAAUCACUGUGGACAUGACAUCAACCCUCCAAAAUAAAAGUCAAGAAAAUAAGAACCAAGGUUGAUAAGUGUGAAAAAUAAUGUAAAAAGUUUAAACCACGUCAGUAACUGUUAAAAGUACUGCUGGUCCACAUGGAAAGCACGUUAAUUUCAAUGGAAGCUGUCUUUAUAUAACAGUUAUUGCAGAUUGUCAUUAAUUUGGAUGAAUGGCAUCGGAUUUGGGGGAAAUGAAACUGUUUCAGGGAAAUACUCUUACAUCAAAAGGGCAAUCGAAUCUUCUCAACAUGCAUUGUAGUUUUCACUUUGCAUGAGGAACCGCAUCCAUUAAAAUGAUCACUUACCUGUA